Messenger RNA from Symbiodinium natans, 1041 nucleotides. Lineage: Eukaryota; Dinophyceae; Suessiales; Symbiodiniaceae. The record is from the annotation of a GenBank genome assembly.
AUGGCCGUAAUGUCGGCUUUGCCCCAACCUGCGGGCUCCGAAAAAAGGGAGGUCUUUUGGAGCGACAGCCCUUCGACACGGACAUCCUGGACCACCACGUCUGAAGAGGCGUCGCCCCGUCUUUCCGGCGAGAGGCGAUCAGCACUUGAAGACAGGCUGUGGAAAAGCCAGGAGCAGUGUCGUCGGCAGAAGGGCCAGCGCUCCGCCCUGCGUGCGCAGCUGCGACGUCAGCAUCAGAAGCUUCAGAGCGAGUUGGAUGGCGAAACCCGUCGGCGCCACGAUGCGGAGCGCAAGCAGCGCGAAGCAGAGGCCGAAGCCGCUGUGCGGGUGGCCUCCGUGAUGCAGUCGCUUGGGGCAGCCCAGCGCAAGUGUCAGGAUGCGGAGUGGUCGUACUUCGAUCUUUGCAGGCACAUGCACGCACAGUCCGCCCUGCUGGCGAACGAGAGGGCGCGGGCGGACGCCCUCACGGCGGAGCUGCAGGCCGAGCGCUCCUGGUGGCUCUGGGCCCAAGAAGAGAGCAGUCGCUGGUGUGGUGGGCUCCAGGAGCAGCUGUGCUCGAGCCAGGGCCGCGUCGAGGAGCUGGAGAAGCAGUUGAGGCGCUCCGGCGAUGAGCGGGAGGCGCACGUGGCGAGCUGCCGGCGGCUGCAGGAGGAGAACCUCCAGCUGGCGAAGCGGCUGCAGGAACUGCAGACUGAGAGCCAAGAACAGACUGCACCGCAACCCAACUCGCGCAAGAGCCUGGGUGGCGAGUCUGCGUCCACGGCGACCACAUGCGAGGGCCCGCAAAGCGACCCUGAGAGCGGCGGUGAGAGCGAGGAUAAUCUCUGGGAGGAUGGCGGCUUGGAGCAGCAGUCUCCGUUCUGCAAAGCGUGCGAUGCAUCCUCCCCGUUCUUGCAGGGAGUGCUGGACUGUCUUUCCGUGUCAGAGAUAAUGUGCUGGCGCGUGACCUCGUGGCAGGCCUGGGAUGCCAAGGCGUUGGUGCUUCACCUUUCCGAGUGGGGCAGCUUCAGCAGGAGCUCAUCGCAAGAACCCCUUUCUUAG